GGGGGGAAAGAAGGAGCCGGAGGCAGAUUGUGGGAGCGCGCGCGGGAGGGCGGGCGGCGACGGAGCUACCAGCGGCUCCGCACUGCUGUAUGAAAUAUGGGAGACGACAGACCGUUUGUGUGCAAUGCCCCAGGCUGUGGACAGAGAUUUACAAACGAGGACCACCUGGCAGUUCAUAAACACAAGCAUGAGAUGACAUUGAAAUUUGGCCCAGCCCGAACUGACUCAGUCAUCAUUGCAGAUCAAACUCCUACUCCGACUAGAUUCCUGAAGAACUGUGAGGAGGUGGGGCUCUUCAAUGAACUCGCUAGCUCCUUUGAACAUGAAUUCAAGAAAGCUUCCGAUGACGAUGAGAAAAAGACUGCUGCUGGGCCCCUUGACAUGUCUCUGCCUUCCACACCAGAUAUCAAAAUCAAAGAAGAAGAGCCAGUGGAGGUAGACUCAUCCCCACCCGACAGCCCUGCCUCUAGUGCCUGCACCCCACCACUCAAGGAGAAGGAGGUUGCCCCAAAGCCUGUCGUGCUCUCUACCCCCACGCCCACCAUCGUACGCCCUGGCUCCCUGCCUCUCCACUUGGGCUAUGAUCCUCUUCACCCAACCCUUCCCUCCCCAACCUCCGUCAUCACUCAGGCUCCACCAUCAAACAGGCAACUGGGGUCUCCCACUGGCUCCCUCCCUCUCGUCAUGCAUCUUGCUAAUGGACAGACCAUGCCUGUGCUGCCAGGGCCUCCGGUACAGAUGCCUUCUGUUAUAUCGCUGGCCAGACCUGUGUCCAUGGUACCCAACAUUCCUGGUAUCCCUGGCCCACCAGUUAAUAGCGGUGGUUCUGUCUCUCCCUCUGGCCACCCUAUGCCAUCAGAAGCCAAGAUGAGACUAAAAGCCACUCUAACCCAUCAGGUCUCUUCAGUCAACGGUGGCUGUGGAGUGGUGGUGGGCACUGCCAGCACCAUGGUGACGGCCCGUCCAGAGCAAAGCCAGAUCCUCAUCCAACACCCUGAUGCCCCAUCCCCAGCCCAGCCACAGGUCUCCCCAGCUCAGCCCACCCCAAGUACUGGGGGUAGGCGGCGACGCACAGCGGAUGAAGAUCCAGACGAGCGGAGACAGCGAUUUCUGGAGCGCAACCGGGCUGCAGCCUCCCGUUGCCGCCAAAAGCGGAAGCUCUGGGUGUCCUCCCUAGAGAAGAAGGCAGAAGAACUCACUUCCCAGAACAUUCAGCUGAGUAACGAAGUCACAUUACUGCGCAAUGAAGUGGCUCAAUUGAAGCAGCUGUUGUUAGCUCAUAAGGAUUGCCCAGUGACUGCACUACAGAAGAAGACCCAAGGCUAUCUCGAAAGCCCCAAAGAAAGCUCAGAGCCAACAGGUUCGCCAGCUCCUGUGAUUCAGCACAGCUCAGCCACAGCCCCGAGCAACGGCCUUAGUGUUCGCGCUGCUGCCGAAGCCGUGGCCACCUCGGUCCUUACUCAGAUGGCCAGCCAAAGGACAGAACUGAGCAUGCCGAUGCAGUCGCAUGUGAUCAUGACCCCACAGUCCCAGUCUGCAGGCAGAUGAUGCCUUCCCUGGUGGAGAGGUCCCCGUCAGAGCUUGCCCGCCCAAGAGCCAAGAGAGAUGUCAUCUUAUCCCCCUCCCAUCUGCCUUGGACAUGGGAAUAUGGAGGGGAAACUUGUGUGUUGUGAGUAAUGGACAGAUGUGGGGCUUUUUUCUUCAGCUACAUGGUCAUGUACGGUUGUCACCUGUACUUCGGGCCACCCAGCCCCCGAGCCACAGAGUUCAUCCCCCACGUGGGGGGUUUCUGAUGUACCUAUAGCCAAAGGCCUUUCCAGGUGGUCCGAACAAUCAGCCCUGCCUCAUGCACGUGUACCUGUCUCUUUUAACACUAACUCUUGCACUUCUAGGUUUGGGGUUUUCAGUUCCCUCUCUUCCCACUGAGCUGUGGCUGUUACCUUCUUGUUUCUUACCAGCAUGGCACUUCCUGCUAGGUAAAGGGAGCAUAACUCCCAGGGAGUCAUCCCCAGCCACUCUGUGGACUCAGGACUAUCCUCCCAGUAGCUGCUUAUUUAUCCCUUGCCCUUCCUAAAUCCAGGUUUAAGCUUUCCCUUAUGGAGAAUCUAAGACUGCCUUUGAUGUAUGAAAUAGCAAUCUUUUCCAACUUUUCCACAAACUUUAGUCCUCUUCGCCUACCAAGAAGACAAACAAAACCCAGAAGCUUCAGGAUAGUCCUUCUAUUCUGUGUCUAGAGCUACUUGGGUGCUGUUUGUCUCUGACUACCUAAUCUAGUGGGGGUCUGUCCCAUCUCUCUGCUGAGCCUUGACCCUCCUCCUGUGGCCUUACAUUACUAGAUACUGCUUGGAAGUGAAAGGGGAAGCCCCCUGGAUGCAGUUGGUUGAUUCUGUCCCCCAUCUGCCUUCACUUCUAAUCAGGGCAGGGGAGCAAUGUAAUGUAACAUUAGCUUCACCAGGUUACUGAUUAAUUGAUGCUUUUAUGUUUCACAAGAGUUUACUGGAUGAAAUAUAUAUUGUUUUAGGACAUCUUUCUGCUUCUUCCUUCUCUCUUCGUUGCUGUCCACUGUACUGCCUUUCUGUCUUCUGUGACUAGCUGAAAUACAGCCCUCGUGAAGACACAGGUAUUGGCGACGCUGCACUCUCCCACUCUUUCCACAUCUCUCGGCCUCAUCUGCUUUUCUGAUCUCGGGUCUUAUACUCACAAAUCUCCGAUCACCCCUGGUCCACUUUUUCUUCCUUCUCCAGACCUGGCAGUUUCUCCUGCACCCUUCCUGGUUCUCCAGGUUCCAGAAUAGCCUUGGGCAUCAGAGCCAAGGUCCUGGGUGGGUUUUCUUGAGGAUAAGAUUGGAUGGGUGCCGAUGGGCGGUCAGGGCACAGUACUGAUCUCAGCAGGAUCGGACUCACGGAAGGACGUGGCCUGCCUGGGAAGCAGGUGGCUUUCACUGUUAGCCACUCUUGUUGACGAGUCAGUCUGUGGAGGAGAUGGGGGUUCACCGUCUGUCCCUCCUUCUUCCUCGUUAGGGCUCCUCAUCUUCCCUUGGCUCCGAACUAUGCAAUUUCUACCAGAGCCACAGGAAGCAGUCCAAAGCCAGAGGCCUGUGGAGUGAGAGGUCAGCUUUAAUAGGCCAUCAGCAUGAAACCUUUCCAGUUGUCCUAGAGCCGUCUUGUGCCAUCUGUCCCAGCCAAACACGCCCUUUUCUCCAUCUUGCCUGCCUCUGUCUGAAACAUACAAAAUAACCACCAGCUUCCUUUCUGAUUUUGUCUUCCAAAAGUGCCACAGGGGAAUGAGAACAUGUUAGAAGCCCACAGGACCCCCUCUCCUCAGCAUUAUGUACUGGUGAGCCAAGCAGGUGACAUGUUCCGCUGCAUUUGUUUCAAAUCUCCCCUCCUGCUUUCCAGACUUAGUGGUGAACAAGCCACACCUGGUGGAGAGAAAACAGGUUUUCUUGUCCGCUACCACCAGGGACCUGCAGGAACAGCCCCUGAGGUGACUCGGCAUAGCAGGAGUCAUGGCAGAGGGUCAGGAUGCAGGUCACCACAUCCUCCAGGGGCUUCACUUGCCUUUGAAAAUUCACAGCCAUGGUUGAGCUCAAGACUUUUCCUUCGGACAGCUGCUCCUUGGAUUUUCUCCUGCUUUAAAACUUUGUUUCAUUUUUAUUGUCAUGAUUUCCCACCAGCGGCCUUUCCCUAAAGCUUGACUGAGUUUAUGGCUCCUGUGGAGCCUUCUUACGAUUCUUGACAUUUUCUUACUCCUUCAGUCAAGUGUUUUAAAGUUCAGAAUCAGUUUGUCACAGCACACAUGCCCUGCCUCACUUGUGGCCUUGGAUGGUUAAUUUAUGUAGAGCGUCUUAAUUAAUUCCUUGGCCCCCAGUUUUAAUUCUGAGUCCUUAUUGCAUUGGUACCCAUGGGAAGUUAGUGCUGGGGACCUGAGUAGAGACAGCAAUGAAAGGAGGGAAAACACGCCACUGGUCCUCAGUUGCCGUCCCUGAAACCUCUCCCACCGCCCAGUGGCUUCACUUCUCCUGUCACUGUUGCCAGACAUGCGGUCGCUCUUCCUUUGAUCUUUGCUUUCCAGACUUGUCUGAACCAGACUAAGCCCCGUGAGGUGUCACUUAGUCCUUCCUAA
This is a messenger RNA of Echinops telfairi (small Madagascar hedgehog), 4125 nucleotides long. RefSeq names its product cyclic AMP-dependent transcription factor ATF-7. Lineage: Eukaryota; Metazoa; Chordata; Mammalia; Afrosoricida; Tenrecidae. The transcript has 12 exons. The record is from RefSeq and is a predicted model, not a curated record. Bases 97 to 1548 code for a protein of 483 amino acids. Gene Ontology annotation, biological process: regulation of transcription by RNA polymerase II. Gene Ontology annotation, molecular function: cAMP response element binding; DNA-binding transcription factor activity, RNA polymerase II-specific.